CUCAGUCACUCUCUUAAUUUUUUCCGAAGAAAACAAGAAAAUGGAGCUCUGUACAUUCCAAGCGGUUCUCAACCUACCCCUUGAUGCCCACCACCACCACCACCACCACCGGAGACACAGAUUCUUGGCCGCCACUCCUGCUCCUGAGACCAAAACCUCCCUCUCUUUCAAGCAGGCUUCGGCUAGUUGCGCCAUCCGCCGCCUCCUUAUCCACCGGGUCUUGUUGCCAAGGGCAACAACCGAGGAAACAACUGAAACAAGUAAGUUUGUUGAAGAAGAGGUUGAUGGUGUGAUUACUGUGGAAGAUGUUGCUUCUGAGAAGGAUGGAUAUAGUGAAACUUUUUUGAAUGGAGAGCCUAAAUUAGAGGCCCCUUUGGAUCAGCAGAUACAGAUGAAUGAGUUUUUGGAGAAGCUGAACAUCAAGCUUGGCACUGAAGAUGCUUAUCCAAUUCUCUUGUAUGGGAGUGGUGCUCUGGUAGCUUUAUGGUUAGCAUCAGUGGUUGUUGGUGCAAUUGAAUCCAUUCCAUUGUUUCCUAAGCUAAUGGAAGUUGUUGGUCUUGGAUACACAGUCUGGUUCAGCUCCCGCUAUCUGCUAUUCAAGGAAAACAGGGAUGAGUUGGCUGCUAAAAUUGAAGAGCUUAAGCGGCAGGUUCUUGGAUUAAGUGAUGAUUGAUAUGCAGGGUUGGUUUGAUUUACAUUGUUCUUUAGUUUAAUACAUCGAAUAUGAAAUGUAGAGCUAAUGUUCUCCAGAUGAUAUUUAGGCUGCAGGUUGUUAUACAAAUAUGUGAAUAAAUAGACUAUAGUCAUAGCAAUGAAAUUUUUAUAUCAUU
This is a messenger RNA of Rubroshorea leprosula, 830 nucleotides long. The record is from the annotation of a GenBank genome assembly. NCBI's taxonomy places the organism in Eukaryota, Viridiplantae, Streptophyta, Magnoliopsida, Malvales, Dipterocarpaceae.